Molecule: messenger RNA, 1131 nt
Organism: Cryphonectria parasitica EP155
Lineage: Eukaryota; Fungi; Ascomycota; Sordariomycetes; Diaporthales; Cryphonectriaceae
Exons: 1
Biological process (GO): protein folding
Molecular function (GO): Hsp90 protein binding
Source: RefSeq, a predicted model, not a curated record
CCCAUGGCACCCCUCCCGCCCCAAAUCGCCCGCAACAAGGGCCGGACUGCCGAAGAGAUCCUCAAGGAACUGAACUCGUCGCCCUUGUUCAUGACGGAGCUCGAGGAGGACAACGAGCAGCUGCAGGCCCUCGAGGCCCUGGCGUACGAGGGAUCGCCCAUGGAGAACGCCACCGACUUCAAGCGCAGCGGCAACGAGGCCUUUGGCGAGAAGCGCUGGGCCGACGCCGUCGAGUUCUACGGCCGCGGCGUGUCCAUCAUGCUGCAGGAGGAGGCGCGGCGCAAAAAGGGCACCCCGCCCCCCGAGCAGUACCCGCAGGGCAACGACGAGGACGAGGUGGAGAGGCAAAGAGCCAUGAUCGGCACGCUGUACUCGAACCGCGCCGCCUGCCACCUCGAGCUCAAGAACUACCGCAGCUGCUACCUCGACUGCCGCAACGCCCUGCAGUACAACGACCGCAACCUCAAGGCCUGGUACCGCUCCGCCCGCGCCCUGCUGGCCGCCGGCAGGAUAGAAGAGGCCGACGACGCCUGCGCCGGCGGCCUGUCCGUCGACCGCGACAACGGCCCGCUGCAGGAGAUUGAGAAGGAGAUCACCGCCAAGAAGGAGGCCCUCGCCAAGAAGCUCGCCGAGGAGCAGCGCCGCAAGGCCGAGGCCGCCGCCCACGAGAUGACCCUGGCUAGGGUGCUGCGGGAGCGCAACAUCACGGUGCGCAAGUCGGCGCGGCCGCCUGAGAUGGGCGACGCCAGGGUGCAGGUCAUCGAGGCCGGCGAGGCCGGCGGCGAGCAGGGCCGUCAGGGGGAGCUCGUCCUGACGUUCCCCACCGUCUUGCUGUACCCGCUGCAUUACGAGAGCGACUUUAUCAAGGCCUUUAGCGAGAGGGAGACCCUCAUGCAGCACUUUGGCUAUGUCUUCCCGCUGCCCUGGGACCGCGAGGGCGAGUACAAGGCCGGCGGCGUCGAGUGCUUCAUCGAGACCGUCACGGGGGGCUUGAUGAGGGUCGGCAAGAAGGUCGAGCUGCGGUCCGCCUUGGCUACGGACAGCGUCGAGGUGGUGGACGGCGUCGUCAGGAUCUAUGUGGUGCCCAAGCCCAAGGCAGAGGGCUGGGUGAAGGAAUUCAAGGCGACCAAG